Saccharomyces paradoxus is the source of this 2100-nucleotide messenger RNA. It is a transcript of the gene GAL10, whose product is annotated as bifunctional UDP-glucose 4-epimerase/aldose 1-epimerase. Gene Ontology annotation, molecular function: carbohydrate binding; UDP-glucose 4-epimerase activity. The transcript has a single exon. Gene Ontology annotation, cellular component: cytosol. Gene Ontology annotation, biological process: beta-D-galactose catabolic process via UDP-galactose, Leloir pathway. The record is from RefSeq and is a predicted model, not a curated record. The coding region runs from base 1 to 2100 and encodes 699 amino acids. NCBI's taxonomy places the organism in Eukaryota, Fungi, Ascomycota, Saccharomycetes, Saccharomycetales, Saccharomycetaceae.
AUGACAGCUCAAUUACAAAGUGAAAGUACUCCUAAAAUAGUUUUGGUUACAGGUGGUGCUGGUUACAUUGGCUCCCAUACUGUGGUGGAGCUGAUUGAGAAUGGAUAUGAAUGUGUUGUUGCUGAUAACCUGUCAAAUUCAACUUACGACUCUAUUGCCAGGUUAGAAAUUUUAACCAAGCACCAUAUUCCCUUCUAUGAGAUUGAUCUGCGUGACCGGAAAGGUCUGGAAAAGGUUUUCAAAGAACACAAAAUUGAUUCGGUAAUCCACUUUGCUGGUUUGAAAGCUGUAGGUGAAUCUACACAGAUUCCGCUGAGGUAUUAUCAUAAUAACAUCCUGGGCACUGUGGUUUUAUUAGAGUUGAUGCAACAGUACAAAGUGUCUAAAUUCGUUUUUUCGUCUUCUGCUACUGUUUAUGGUGAUGCUACUAGAUUUCCAAAUAUGAUUCCUAUUCCAGAAGAAUGUCCCUUGGGGCCUACUAAUCCAUAUGGUCACACGAAGUACGCUAUUGAGAAUAUUUUGAAUGAUCUUUACAGCAGCGACAAAAAACGUUGGAAGUUUGCCAUCUUGCGCUAUUUCAACCCAAUUGGCGCACAUCCUUCUGGGCUAAUUGGUGAAGAUCCACUAGGUAUACCAAACAAUUUGUUGCCAUAUAUGGCUCAGGUAGCCGUUGGUAGACGUGAGAAGCUUUAUAUCUUCGGUGACGAUUACGAUUCCAGAGAUGGCACCCCAAUUAGGGAUUAUAUUCAUGUAGUUGAUCUCGCCAAGGGCCAUAUCGCAGCUCUGAAGUACCUAGAGGCUUAUAAUGGAAAUGAAGGCUUAUGCCGUGAGUGGAAUUUGGGCUCUGGUAAAGGUUCUACAGUUUUUGAAGUCUACCAUGCAUUCUGUAAAGCAUCUGGUAUCAAUCUUCCAUAUGAGGUUACAGGUAGAAGAGCAGGUGAUGUACUGAACUUGACAGCUAAGCCAGAUAGGGCCAAGCGCGAACUGAAAUGGCAAACCGAGUUGCAGGUUGAAGACUCCUGCAAGGAUUUAUGGAAAUGGGCUACUGAGAACCCUUUUGGUUACCAGUUAAGGGGUGUUGAAGCCAGAUUUUCCACUGAAGAUAUGCGUUAUGACGCAAGAUUUGUGACUAUUGGCGCCGGCACCAGAUUUCAAGCGACGUUUGCCAAUUUGGGCGCCAGCAUCGUUGAUCUGAAAGUGGAUGGACAAUCAGUCGUUCUUGGCUACGAAAAUGAGAAAGGAUAUUUGGAUCCCGAUAGUGCUUAUAUUGGUGCCACGAUCGGUAGGUACGCGAAUCGUAUUGCGAAGGGUAAGUUUAGUUUACGCAACAAAAACUAUCAGUUAACCGUCAACAACGGCGUUAAUGCGAAUCAUAGUAGCAUCAGUUCUUUUCACAGGAAAAGAUUUUUAGGGCCCAUUGUUCAAAAUCCUUCGAAAGAUGUUUUUACCGCCGAAUACAUGCUAAUAGAUAAUGAGAGGGACACCGAAUUUCCAGGUGAUUUAAUGGUAACCGUACAGUACACUGUGAACGUCGCUAAAAAAAGUUUGGAAAUCGUAUAUAAAGGUAAAGUGACUGGCGGUGAAGAGACGCCAAUAAAUUUAACAAACCAUACUUAUUUCAAUUUGAAUAAACCUUAUGGAGACAGUAUAGAAGGUACGGAGAUUAUGGUGCGUUCAAAAAAAUCUGUUGAUGUCGACAAAAACAUGAUUCCCACGGGUAAUACAGUUAAUAGAGAAAUUGCCACCUUUGACUCUGCAAAGCCAACUGUCUUAGGUCCCAAAAAUCCUCAAUUUGAUUAUUGUUUUGUGGUAGAUGAAAAUCCUAAACCUAACCAAAUCAACACCUUGAACAAUGAAUUGAUACUUAUUCUUAAGGCUUUCAAUCCUGACUCCAACAUUACAUUGGAAGUUUUGAGCACAGAACCAACUUAUCAAUUUUAUACUGGUGAUUUCUUAUCUGCUGGCUACACAGCAAGACAAGGUUUUGCUAUUGAGCCUGGUAGAUACAUUGAUGCUAUCAACCAAGAAAACUGGAAAGAUUGUGUUAUUUUGAAGAGGGGUGAAACUUACGGUUCUAAGAUUAUCUACAGAUUUUCUUAA